AUGCGUUUGUGUGAGAGCGUCGUGGCAGGGGUAAGGAGUAAGGGAUCCGCCCACACGCAACACACAGACACACACCUCCGCCUCACCGUUACACUCCGCUUCUCUCCUUCCAACAUCGUGCUUGCAACCAGGUUUGAGAUGUCGACCCCAGUUCCAGCGACAGGGGGCGCGGCGGCCUCAAACGCGCGCAGACCUUUGCCAACAACUCCGGGAGACAAGAUCGUCGAAGGUGAGCGACUGCGAGACGAGGCGCAAUCGCUCCUCAAAAGCGAUAAACCCAAGACGGCGGCGGUGAAGUUCCGGACUGUGUUCGCAUACACGAAAGGGUUGAUCCCGCAGACCUCCGAGUUGGCCCUGUAUGCUGCCGUGACGGGGCAGCAGACAGUGAUCGACCAGAAACAGCAAGUCGCUGUUCGAGCUUUGGAGCUAUCUUGUAACGAAGGGCUGGCGACGAUAUACUUUCGGAGCGGACAUCACGAGAAAGCUUUAGGGUACAGCGAGAAGGUUCUGCUGGCGGAGCCGGAGUCAGCAAAGGCACUCUUCCGAGCCGGCCAACUGAACUUGCGACUCAAGAACAUCGAAGCGGCCAAGCGGUGCUUAACGCGCGCAGCGAAGCACGAGCCUCAGAACGUCAACAUCCGUACCGAGCUUCGGAAUCUGACUAAAUUGGCGCAGGGGGAGGGCGUGGAGGCAGGCACAGAGUCGGCCACCACAGAGGAAGGCAAAGAGUCGGCGGGGGACAAGAGAAAAUGCCCUAAAUCUAGCGAGGAGGCAUGA
Ectocarpus siliculosus is the source of this 777-nucleotide messenger RNA. The record is from the annotation of a GenBank genome assembly. NCBI's taxonomy places the organism in Eukaryota, Phaeophyceae, Ectocarpales, Ectocarpaceae.